GAGUGAGACAGAUAGGAGUCUGCACCGCACACACACACACAGACGAGGAGCUGAGGAAUAACUGGAGCUAAAUACCCUCUGCGGUCUCCCAGCAACGGCCCUGACGCAGAAAUCCCAGCUUUUUUCCAGGGACUCGUGCUGAGAAGAAGCUCUCGCCGCCGGCUGCAGGUAGUCGGUGCAAUCCGGAAGCUGCAUCAUGGACCCUGGGCACAGCUCCUUCCCCCAGUAAAAGCAGGUGAGCACACCUUCUCUCUCAGUGCAUUCGGAGGGACGCCUGCUUUCCGGGUCUUGUGAACAGAAUGAUAACAGCUACGCUGUAAAUAAGGCACAAUGGCCUCCUGGUCUGUGCCAAAACUUGAAGUAAGUCUUUUCGAAGAUGAACAGGACAACCCAGAGAGUCAGACUGAUGAUCACCUGAGGAGUUUAAAAGCACUGACCCAGAAACUGAGACUUGAAACCAGAAGGCCUUCUUACCUAGAGUGGAAAGCCAAUCUGGAAGGGAAAGACUGGAAAAGCACAAAGCCAUUGGAUGACCAAGAGCCUGCAGUUACAAAGAAACCCAGUGAGGACCCCAGCAACUUCAAGAAAGCACAAAAGCAACUCAGUGAGAAUUCUGACAAGGAUAGGAGCUUGACUCCAGGGAAAUUUAGUGGCUUUGAAAAUAUCGACCAGGCAUUGAACUGGCUCAGGAAGGAAUUGACAGAAAUGCGUCUGCAAGACCAACAGCUGGCCAGGCAACUGAUGCGCCUUCGCAACGAAAUCAGCAAGCUGAAGAUUGAGCAGACCUGCCACUUGCACCAGCGGAUGCUUAACGAUGCCACCUAUGAGCUGGAGGAGCGGGAUGAACUGUCGGAUUUGCUCUGUGACUUCCCAGUGACCAAUGCCUUCUCUCUGUCGGCUCCUCUCAAGCUCAUCGGCGUGACUAAAAUGAACAUCAAUUCUAGACGGUUUUCUUUGUGCUAAGAGCAUCGUGUGUUGUUUAACUGCAUUUAACAGCUGAAUAAGGCUGAAUAGUUUUCUCUUUUCUGAUUUUUUUCCUCAAUGUUUUGCUUUCCCCUUUACUCUAUUUCCCCGUUUCCUCCAAGCUUCUCCCGAUGACAGCAAUUCUUGGUGUGGUAUUUCUCCAUCAGUAACAGGAAUGACCCUUGCAGGGUGAGUAUCAGCAGGUUACAUGGUUCAGUCCUCUCCUUGUGAUCGAGGUGCAGAUCAGAAACAUGGGAAACUCGAAAAGAUUAUCACACUCUUUUUAUCCAGGCUUGCUACAGAAAGUCACUUUGCCUUAUCUGGGGAUCCCUUGAUCAAACACAGGACUCUGUUGGUCAUCAGACCCGAAGAAUGUCAAAGAGAGUUUCCCAACCUAAGGUUCAUGGACCCCUUGCUUAAUGGUAUUGGUCAAUGGCAUAAAAAAAGGUUGGGAACUCCUGGUCCAAAAGCACUUUGAUUUCAAAAGGGCACUACUGAGGAUCCUUUUCAACUUUAGCAACUUGGGAAAUCAGGAGUUGUGGAGAGGUGUUAUACUCCCUCCCUCUAGUUUUUACGAAUUCCUGUCAGCAGGAAAGGUUACCUGCCACGACCACUGCUGUGCCACUACUGCUGGAAAAUAAUUCACCCAACCUGAGACUGUCAAUCCAGUUAUAAAAACAGAAAAUUCUGGAGCCACUCAGUGCAUCAGGCAGCAUCUGCAGAAAGAGGAAGUGAGUUAGUACCCUUCAUAUUAGAACCGGGGAAGAGGGAAAAACAAGUUUGCUUUAAUUUGCAGAGAAGAGCGGGAGUGAAUAUCUGUGAUAGGUUGACAGUGGAAAACCCAAAUGCAGAUUUGGUGAACAUUCUGUGGAGUACCUGCAUUCAGUCUACAGUAGUAAUCCUCAGUUUCCUGUUGUGUGGCACUAUUGCCUAUGGUCUCCUGCACCGUUUGGAGUAAGGCCCACUGGAAACUUAGAACAACACCUCAGCUUUGGAACUGGCACACUGGGUAGCCUUUCACAUUCAGUAUCAAAUUGCAUAGUUUGAGGUAGCUUGCUUUCUCUGUCUGCAUCAGAACCGCUAUUUCUCUUCUAAGUGACAUUGGCUCCAUUUCUCCUCUCUCCAUGGUCACCUCCUGACUUGCUGAACAUGUCCAACAAACCUGCAACAUUUUAUCCUCCAUUGCUUGUGUCGUCACUGUCUGACUGCUGCCAUUAACCUACCGACCAUUACUCAUCCCCAUGGCAACCCUGACCUCACCCUUUCACAAUUAUUCUCUUGCUUCUAUCUAUUCCCCACCCCCAUGUGCCCACCAUUUCGUUGCAACUUCAGACUUGUGUUUCUCUAUUUCCUGGUCCUCGUGUAGGGCAUUGGACCUGUAAUUUUAACUCUGUUUAUCAUUUCACCGAUGCUGUCUGACCUCUCUUGAGUGAUUCAGCAGUUUCUGUUUUUAUUUUAGAUUCCCCAUAUUUGCAUUUUUCCAUUAUCCAGUUUGUUGAGGAAUUACCAUAUUGCUUCCACUACAUUUGCCUCUUAAUUAAGGUAUCAGACACCUAAAGGCAACUGAGGCCUCACCAGUGCUUUACAAAGCCUCACUGUUAUAAGGCCUCACCAGUGCUGGAGCUUUAUAACGUACUGGUGAGGCCUCACGGAGUGUUGUCAGCAGUUUUGGGCCCCUUAUUUAAGAAAGGAUGUGCUGACAGUGGAGAUGGUUCAGAGGAGGUCACGGGAAUGAUUCUGGUAAGGAAAGGCUUGUGAGGAGACAUUCAUGGCUCUGGACCUUUACUUGCUGGAAUUGAGAAGGAUGAAGGGGGAUCUCACUGAAUCCUAUCAAAUGCUGAAAAGUCUAGAUAGAGUGGAUGUGGAGAGGAUGUUUCCUAUGGUGGGGAGUCAAGGACCAGAGGGCACAGCCUCAGCAUAGAGAGGGGCAUCCAUUUAGAACAGAGUGAGGAGGAAUUUCUAUAGCCAGAAGAUGGAGAAUCUGUACGAUUUUUUUGCCUCAGGUGGCUGUGGAGGCUAGGUCAUUGGGUGUACUUAAGACAGAGGUUGAUAGGUUCUUGAUUAGUCAUGACAUGAAAGGUUACGGGGAGAAGGCAGGAGAAUAGGGUUGAGAGAGAAAUGGAUCAGCCAUGAUGAAUAGAGGAGCAGACUCAGUGGGCAGAAUGGCCUAAUUUUGCUCCAAUGUCUUAUGAUCUUAUGAUCCUGAUAUCCCUGAAGAGUUAGGCUUUUAGUUAGCAUGUAGCCAAUGGGACAAAUCCUAAUGAAUUCGUGCAUUUUGAAGAUUCUGAUGCCCCAUCCCAUAUGAAUCUCCUUUGAAAUUCAUGCAGAGUUGUUCAUAUCUUUCCCCCACUGACAGGAGAAACACAGCUUGGAAACUGGGUAACGUGAUGCUUUAUUUUCCACUGGUAUCUGACCGGGGUUUGAAUCAGCUCAAAGUUCCAAACAUCUCCAGGUUAAGUCAAGGCAGUUCAUGAAUAUGGAUUCAACACUUCCUGGUGUUAAGUCAACCUUGCAACCCCAAUGCAAGUUCCACACCAUGUCUCCAUGAGCUAUUGAAAUGGCAGGCAAACCCCAGACUUCUUGUCCUGAGUGAGCUUGUCAUAGGGGUACACAGACCUGGGGGGGGGGGCCUUGAGUUAAAAUAUAUAACCCACUCUUCAGGUUACUCUCAAAGCCUACAAUGCUAGCCUAGUGGUUAGUGUAAUGAUUUACAGCCUCCCCCAGGUUCAGUUCCGCUACAAUCUGCACAUUCUCCUCAUGACCGCGUGCGUUUCCUCUGGGGGCUCUGGCUUCCUUCCGCAUUCCAAAGAUGUACAGGUUAGUGGUUUAAUUGGUCAUAGGUGUGCAAUUGAGCAGAGUGAGCUCAUUGCCAUAUCUCUAAGUAAAAACUCCUCCAAAUGCUGCCUUCGCAGCCUACUCCCUGAACCCUACAUCUCUACCCAAACCUUUGCUGAACUCCCUCCUUUCUUUUCCCCACUCCUCCUACUGCUGCUAUCAAUCCCUCUCCAAGAACAUGUAGUCUCCGUGGUCUCACCAGACCCUCCCAAACGCCAGGCCGACCUCCCGCCCCCCCACCCCCAACCAGUCCCCAUGAACAGACGAAAGAGGCAAUGGAGCACCAUUAGCAGUGGAGAACGCCAGCCUCCCCACCCCUCCUCCCUGUGUGCCUGUAGCUAACCUCCAAAGAACAGACUCAUUCUCAACUAUCAGCUUGCACAAAUUCAAAUUCAGUCCAAAAUAGUCAAUAGUAAUUUGCAUGGUGAACAAGGGGAAAGUCCCUUGACAGAUCACUGAAAAUCCCCCACACGAUUUUAAAAGCCUGGGAAGAAACAGCACCAUGACGUCCAACACUUUGGACCAAUCGUGUGAUAGGUCACUGCUCCGUUCUGUAUCACUGCUACCACAGUCCUGCACAGUAAGUUCCUGAUCGCCAAUAUGGCAAGCCUGGGAAGAGUGCAAGCUGAGAUUUUUUUUUCAUUAUUCAUCUUUUGUGAUGUGGGGAAUCACUGACAAAGCCAGCAUUUAUCGCCCAUCCUUCAUUGCUCUGGAGAAGGUGGUGGACCGCAGUCCUGAGGAAAAUGCUGUUGUGGAGGGAAUUCUGGGAUUUAGACCCAGCGAUGACAUAGGAACUCCUAUGUUUCCAAGUCAGAAUGUUGUGUAAAUUGGAGAGGGAAGCAGAUUUGCUGCCGUUUCUACGUGGUUGAUGUUCCUAUCCUUGUUGGUAGGGGUCAGAGAAAACCAUGGAAAAUCCUGGGAUGUAGUCAUGUCACUGCUGGUAUGUUAUUGAAGACCAUGUUUAAUCAAUAACUAGAAGUCAUUUGCUUAUCCUAAAGUAAUCUCUGAUUACACAUAGUAAAACUGUCAUGGGGAGUCCAAUAAUGGGGCAACUACUUUUAUACAUGUCCCAUCCCCAACAACCUUAUUAGCUUUAACCCUUUAAAGACAAUCACAUUCAAUUUUAAAGUAAACAUUUUUUAAAAAUUGAAAUUUAACAAAUUCUGCAAACGAUGCACUGCAAUUACUUAAAAAGGAAUACUGUACACAUAAACUUCUGAGCUGCUGGAAAAUGAUCCCAGGAUAUGUGCAGUCAGGAAGAGGUUAAAACCUAAAUACAGCACUAUGAAGUAGUGAGUGAGUUCAUGCUCCCAAUUCCCCACAGAGCGAGUUCCUCAAACUGAUCACAUCUUUGAUAUGAGAUGCUAGGUGGAAGAAAGACAUACAACUAUCUGAAUAGAGUGAAAAUCAGAGGUGGAUUAUUCAACAAUUGUAUUUGUUUUAAUUAAUAAUUCUGCUUCUCUCACUGUCCCCACAUCUGCUGAUUGAAAAAAAUGCCCCCAGUAGUCUGAGGGAACUUCAGUGUGCUGAAAGCUAUGGCCACUGUGUCGAAAUGUAACUAUUAAAGCUAUUGUUGUGGGACAUUGUAAAACCACGACAACUAAAGUACUUAUUUAUAGUUUUAAUAUUGCUGCAAAACAAGAUGGGGAGCGAAUUGUGCACUGUUCUUGUGACAAUCACCUUCCCCGAGUCAGAAGGCAAAGCCCAAAACGAUAGCUGGAGACAAGACAACAUCGGACCAGGCUAAGAGGGUUUAUGUGAUACUUUAAAUCACCUGUAGAAUGGGAUUUAUAUUUGAUAUGAAGGUGGGAAGGAAACAUGAAGUACUUUAAGACCAAACAUUGGUCAUUUGACUUAGUUGGAACUCUCUGAACUGUUAAAGGACGUCAAUGUGGUUGGAAUUUUCUCUCUCACCUGCCAGGGUUAGGGAAAUAAAUUUGCCCAGGAAAAAAUGGCCCAUUGUUCUGAAAUCUACCUUGAAGAUAUUGUGAUCAGAUAUGGGAACAGUGUUUGUCAGUAACACCAAAAGAAAACAGCCCUCACAGAUCCUUCAGUGGGUCUCCUCUGUUUGAUACCAUUUGGCAACAAGGAAGACAUCAGAUAAGCUGAUUAACCAAUUAUAUAGUGGGUUUCUCAGAUGCAAUGAAGCAAGGUCAUUGUAGCAGACACAAACGAAAGAAUACAAUGCCUAUCUGAAUGGAGGAGUGGGAAAACUGACCAAAGUUUUACAAGGCCAAGGAGAAUGGAAGUCAGACUCUUCAAUAGCCAAAACAGAAAAAUGAGAUUUGUAAGAUAAUUAGAGUAUUUGCAUAUCAAUUCUGAAAGAACAAAUCACCACUUUAAUCAAUCACCAUUGUUUUGUUGUUUUGCUGGUAAGGCCAUCUGUAACUUCUCUACCUGGGAUAUUGAAGAUGCUGUUGUAAAAUUUAGGGAAGUAUGUUUAAUUCUAUUUAGGAUCCACCCCUCACUCCACCUUUAGUUUUCUCCCUGCUUCUAACAACAGCCAUUUAUCCCAGAAGUGGUUCCAUUGCUGCCAACUGUCAUCCUUUCCCUUACAACCGGCUUUGCAUCGUCCAUUGGCCUUGGCAGAUUACUGAGCAAUCUACGCAAGUCCAAUCCUCUUGUGCAAUAUCAAUCAGAACUUCCAGCAGCGGCAUUUAAAGCUUAUUAGUAAUUAAUUAGAGAUUUUGAAAAGAAUUUUGUCUUUCCUGGAGAUUAUGGCUUGGUACCACGCCACUGAACCCUGGCAGAAAGAACACGCACAUAGAAUUCUGGAGAAACUCAGCAGAGCAGGCAAUGGAGAGAAAUGAGAAUUCGAUGUUCUUGGGCUGAGACCCUUCAUCAGGUCUGAUGAAAGGUCUCAGCCUGCAACGUUAACUGCUCUUUUCCCUCUGUAGAUGCUGCUUGACCUGCUCAGUUCCUCCGGCAUUUUGUGAGAGUGUGUUGCCCCAGAAUUCCAGUACUUGCAGAAUCUCUUGUGUCUCCAUGCUAGAAACAAAACUGAAUAGGUGCUGAUUAAUGCUUCCCUCUGCUGUCAUUCUAGUUUUGUGCCUUUGCAUUCUUUUAUUGUCAGGAUGAAAGUGGACAGAAGCACAGAUGGUCUUUUUCCAAGUUGGAAGAAGCUGAUGCCAGCCUUAUCUGUCACUGCCAAAGUGGAGAAUGUGUGAGUGAAUGAAGCCAACUAGAUUUCUCCCACUCCUUUGGAAGUGAUGCCUUGUGUAUAUAACUAUUCCUGGAACUAGACCGGGGUGGGAGGGGCUUACUUUGAAUUACAGAUAAAUAAAGAAAAUCCAAAGGAACUCAGCAAGCUAGUGCAGGUGUUACAGAAAUAACAUGUAAUUCAGAGAAAUUCAAAGGACUGGUGUUGUUUUGACAGAAAAAUGUCAAGAAGUGCCCAAUUGCAAAUAGAAUCUGACUGAUCAUGCCGUAACAUCAUAACAAGCUGCUGGGUGUGUGCAGCCACAGUAUUAUAUCAGAGAUUGUGUUUGUUUGCUUGAAGACUGAAAAGUAGAUGCCCAGAAGCAUUGGCUCACAGCUGCUUUUGUUCUUCUGAUGAUAGUUAUAACCAUUGGCUCUAUGUCAGAAGAAUCUGAAUGGGAGCAGAUACUGCCCUUGACAGUAGCUAUUGCUUUGUCGUGGCGGUUUCAAAAUUAAUAAAAAUGUAAAAAGGGAAAACCGAGGAGUUGUCUUCAUUGACUUAAAACCGCUGGUUAUUGUGCUCUUCAUCAAUGGGGAAAGAUGUGUGGCGAUGUCAGCGGA
Molecule: messenger RNA, 7557 nt
Organism: Mobula hypostoma (lesser devil ray)
Lineage: Eukaryota; Metazoa; Chordata; Chondrichthyes; Myliobatiformes; Myliobatidae
Gene: fam167ab
Product: family with sequence similarity 167 member Ab
Exons: 3
Coding region: 331-963 (210 amino acids)
Source: RefSeq, a predicted model, not a curated record